CAACCGACAACUCCCUCCUUCUCAUCUUCACUCAACUCACCCACAAUGUCCAUGCCCCCUCCAGGUCCCCCAAAAUCAACAGUGCCAGCGACCAAGUCGCCCCUGUCGCGCUCGCCCGGCAACAAGUCGCCCAGCAAGUCACCCCUCCUCAAGCCGCUCACCCCGAGCAAUCCUCCCGAAGCCGGCACCCUCGCCGACGCAAUCUCCAAGAUCGACUCGCUCCGCCUCUCACAGCCUCCAAGUGCGGCCACCUCGCCCGUCCCUUCCGGCGCGUCGAGCCCCGGCACUAGCGCCGCUGCCGUUCCUCCAAUGACCAGCGCCGCGGCUGCUGUGCGUCGUGCCAGCGGUGACAUCACGAAGCAUGCCAGCCCGCCUGCGACCCCACACUUUGGUGCCCAGAGUGGCAUGCUCAAGACGCUCGACGAGAGCACAAAGAUUCUGAGAGCGAACGCGAAAGAAAAGGGCCUCGAACGUGCGCCUUCAGUCUCGGGUAUCGGUGGUGUCGUGGAAAAGCCAGACUACUCUGAGGCCAAGAUUGUUGUCGCCAUGGUUGGUCUGCCUGCGCGAGGCAAGUCGUACCUGAGUAACAAGGUCAUGCGGUACCUGAGGUGGCUCGAGUAUAACGUCGAGGUGUUCAACGUGGGACAGCUGCGUCGCUCCAAGGCGCGCAGAGAUCUGGAGGAGAACGGCGAGAAGGCGGACCACUCUGCCCAGUUCUUCUCGGACGAGAACCCGGACGCCAAGGCCUCCCGAGAGAAGCUGGCCGAAGAGAGUCUGGAUAACCUCAUCACCUGGCUGAAGAAGAAGGGAGGAAAUGUCGGCAUCAUGGACGCUACGAACAGCACCAUUAGCCGCCGUGACAAGAUUAGAGAACGGGUCAAGAAGGAGCCUGGACUCCAGCUCCUGUUCCUCGAGUCGUACUGCGAUGACCCGGCCCUCAUUGCCGCCAACGUCGCCCUCAAGGCCAGCUCUGGUGACCCCGACUACAAGGGCAUGUCGCAGGAGGAGGCUGUUGCCGAUUUCCGCAAGCGCAUUGCUGCGUACGAGAAGGUCUACCAGACGAUCGCCGAGCCCGACAUUAGCUUCUGCCGCAUUCAAAAUGUGGGGCAGCAGGUGUCGAUCAACAAAAUCGAGAGUUACCUCCAGAGUCGAAUCGCCUUCUACCUCAUGAACCUCCACCUCAAGCCGCGCAGCAUCUAUCUGUCAAGGCACGGCGAGAGCAUGUACAACGUCGAGGGCAAGAUUGGAGGCGAUGCCGAACUGUCGCCCCGCGGCAUGCAGUACGCCCGUGCGCUGCCAGACAUGGUCAAGAAACACAUCGGUGGCGGCGGCGUUGAGGUUUGGACGUCGACCCUUACGCGCACCAUCCAGACCGCCUCGUUCUUACCGUUUGAGAAGAAGACUUGGAAGGCGCUGGACGAGCUCGACGCCGGUGUCUGUGACGGCAUGACCUACGAGGAGAUCGAGGAGAAGUACCCCGAGGACUACGAGGCUCGCGACGAGGACAAGUUCAACUACCGCUACCGCGGAGGCGAGUCUUACCGCGAUGUCGUUGUCCGCCUCGAGCCCGUCAUCAUGGAGCUGGAGCGCCAGGAGAACAUUCUCAUCAUUGGUCACCAGGCUAUUAUCCGUUGCCUGUACGCCUACUUCAUGGGCCUGAGCCAGGAGGAGCUGCCCUACAUCAAGGUGCCUCUCCACACCCUCAUCAAGAUUUCUCCACGCGCGUACGGCUGUCUGGAGGAGAGGUUUGCCCUGCCCAUUGCUGCGGUCGACACACAUCGCUCCAAGCCCAGCAAGGAAGGCAAGAACCCAACGUACGGCCUGUCCAACCUCCCUACUGGCGACGUCCCGGUCCACGACACGAGUGCACGCAAGUACUACGACCAGACUGCCGACGCCGACAAGGCCGCCGCUGAUGCUGCGGCACCUACUCCCAAGGCUGCCGAGGCGUAGGGCGGUGGCGAGGUGCAUGCCGCCACGUGCCGCGAACCACAUAGAGGAGAGUGUAACGCAUCAGAUUGAAAUGGUUGUAAGAUCCACU
Molecule: messenger RNA, 2041 nt
Organism: Vanrija pseudolonga
Lineage: Eukaryota; Fungi; Basidiomycota; Tremellomycetes; Trichosporonales; Trichosporonaceae
Gene: FBP26
Product: Fructose-2,6-bisphosphatase
Exons: 7
Coding region: 46-1953 (635 amino acids)
Biological process (GO): fructose 2,6-bisphosphate metabolic process; fructose metabolic process
Cellular component (GO): cytosol
Molecular function (GO): 6-phosphofructo-2-kinase activity; fructose-2,6-bisphosphate 2-phosphatase activity; ATP binding
Source: RefSeq, a predicted model, not a curated record